Belonocnema kinseyi is the source of this 1820-nucleotide messenger RNA. It is a transcript of the gene Srp54k, whose product is annotated as signal recognition particle 54 kDa protein. The coding region runs from base 129 to 1649 and encodes 506 amino acids. Gene Ontology annotation, biological process: SRP-dependent cotranslational protein targeting to membrane; SRP-dependent cotranslational protein targeting to membrane, translocation. Gene Ontology annotation, cellular component: cytosol; signal recognition particle, endoplasmic reticulum targeting. Gene Ontology annotation, molecular function: 7S RNA binding; endoplasmic reticulum signal sequence receptor activity; ATP hydrolysis activity. The record is from RefSeq and is a predicted model, not a curated record. The transcript has 9 exons. Lineage: Eukaryota; Metazoa; Arthropoda; Insecta; Hymenoptera; Cynipidae.
GUUCCAGGCACACGAGUGCAUGUCCAGCCAUCUGGAGCAGAAGAUUUGUUCAGCCAGGAAAACUUUUUUAACCCUUCAAGUGUCAAAAAAUUAAUUUAAACAGGGAAAGGACAUACUAAUCAUUAAAAAUGGUGUUAGCAGAUUUAGGGCGUAAGAUAACGUCCGCUUUGCGCUCCCUAAAUAAUGCAACUGUCAUAAAUGAAGAGGUCUUAAAUUCUAUGCUAAAAGAAAUAUGCGCGGCAUUACUCGAAGCUGAUGUGAAUAUUAAGUUGGUGAAGAAAUUGCGAGAAAAUGUUCGACAAGUCAUCGAUUUUGACGACAUGGCAGGAGGUCUCAAUAAAAGACGAAUGAUCCAGAGUGCCGUCUUUAAAGAACUCGUUAAAUUGAUUGAUCCUGGAGUAAAAGCAUAUCAGCCUGUAAAAGGUCGGGCAAAUGUAAUCAUGUUUGUAGGAUUGCAAGGUUCUGGUAAAACAACUUCCUGUACAAAACUAGCCUAUCACUACCUCAAGAAAAAUUGGAAGGCCUGUUUAGUUUGUGCUGAUACAUUCCGUGCCGGAGCCUAUGAUCAAAUUAAGCAGAACGCCACGAAAGCUAGAAUACCAUUCUAUGGAAGUUAUACAGAAAUCGAUCCGGUGGUAAUAGCUCAAGACGGUGUUGAAAUGUUUAAGAAGGAGGGGUACGAAAUUAUAAUUGUGGACACGAGUGGAAGGCACAAACAAGAAGAAUCUCUUUUCGAGGAAAUGUUGCAAGUUUCUAACGCAGUUAACCCAGAUAAUAUAAUUUUCGUGAUGGACGCAACGAUAGGUCAAGCUUGUGAAGCACAAGCGAAAGCUUUCAAGGAUCGCGUAAAUAUCGGUUCGAUUAUCAUUACAAAGUUGGAUGGUCAUGCUAAAGGUGGUGGAGCUCUUUCCGCAGUUGCAGCAACACAAAGUCCUGUGAUUUUUGUCGGUACCGGAGAACACAUUGACGAUUUAGAACCUUUCAAAACGAAACCCUUCAUAAGCAAACUUUUGGGAAUGGGAGACAUAGAAGGUUUAAUCGACAGAGUUAAUGAAUUAAAUCUCGAUGAUAACGAGGAGUUACUAGAAAAAAUUAAACAUGGUCAUUUCACGUUACGAGACAUGUACGAGCAGUUCCAGAAUAUUAUGAAAAUGGGUCCCUUCUCACAAAUCAUGGGAAUGAUUCCCGGAUUCAGUCAAGACUUUAUGACAAAAGGAACAGAGCAGGAAUCAAUGGCGAGACUAAAAAGACUGAUGACAAUGAUGGACAGCAUGAACGAUGCAGAAUUGGAUGAUAAAGAUGGCGCUAAAUUAUUCAGUAAACAACCAGGAAGACUUAAUAGGGUAGCACAUGGGUCAGGCGUGACCGAAAAAGAAGUGAAAGAAUUAAUCACGCAAUAUACGAAGUUUGCAGCUGUUGUUAAAAAAAUGGGAGGUAUCAAGGGUCUUUUCAAGGGAGGAGACAUGACGAAAAACGUAAAUCCAGCCCAAAUGGCGAAGCUUAAUCAACAGAUGGCGAAAAUGAUGGAUCCUAGAGUUCUGCAUCAAAUGGGUGGUAUGUCAGGUCUUCAAAAUAUGAUGAAACAAUUGCAACAAGGAGCCGCAGGCGGUUUAGGGAAUUUAAUGGGAGGAUUUGGAGGAAAAUCUUGAAAAAAUGUGAUUGGCAGAACAGCUGCUUGAGACUCUGAAUUAAAUAAAUAGCGUCACGCGUCGGCCAAGGGCUUGACUACCGUUUAUAUUGUAAUAAAUAUUUGUUUACAGCGAAUUAGCUUUUCGCAGUGAAGUGCUGCUAUAAAAUAAAUUGUAAUAAAGUCCUCUAUA